This is a messenger RNA of Phlebotomus papatasi, 9017 nucleotides long. RefSeq names its product low-density lipoprotein receptor-related protein 4 (gene Lrp4). NCBI's taxonomy places the organism in Eukaryota, Metazoa, Arthropoda, Insecta, Diptera, Psychodidae. The transcript has 10 exons. Gene Ontology annotation, molecular function: protein binding; calcium ion binding. The record is from RefSeq and is a predicted model, not a curated record. The coding region runs from base 921 to 6875 and encodes 1984 amino acids.
AAAAUUCCCAUCGCAUCAGUACCAAUUCAGCAUCUUGCCCAAUCGCGAGUGCGUCUUUUAGCGAAAAGUGUCCCAAUUUCUUUUUGAGAAUAGCUCUCUCUUGGGUUUUUUCUUUCAGUCUCUUUUAGAUCUUUCGAGUGGAAUUCUGGUCCAUUUGGAGGACACUUUUGGUCAUGUGGUAUAAAUAGCCUUUGUGGAAUUUUCAGUGUGGCAAGUGGAUAAGUGCGUUUUCGGGCUUAAAAUAAAACGCUUUUUAGUUGGAGAAUUGAGACGCAAGGAACGAGGGACGAGUGAAGGAAAAAAAGAUCGUAGGUCCCUGAGGAGGUGGCAGGAAGAAGUGGGAAAAAGGGCGAAAAUUGUGGGUGGAUUGAGGGGAGAGGAAGGAAAGAAAAAAAUUUUCCUUGUGAGAAGUGGGUGUGUUAGCCAAAAUUUCAGAAAGUGAACUCUUGCGUUGUGGAGCGCAGACAUUUGCCAGUGCAGUGGGUGGAUCCAGUGAGAGGAAUCCUGUGCAAGGACAUGGUGCUGAUGUGAGUGGUACAAGAGAAAGUGGCUCUCAGUGCUUGGCUAAACAUCUGGUAGAUAUCACAUAAAAAAAAGUGGACAAAUGUGAGGAGUAAUUCCGUGAAAGCUGGUGAUUUGGCCCGACAUGAGGCGCAGCUAUAAAAGAAGACUCAUCUGGUCACAGCCGAUCCCCUAAGUUCAUCGGCUGCCUCUUCCAUUUAUUUUCUCGUAUACCAACUUCAGCCAUCCACAAUACAAUUUUCUCCAGGACUCCUGACCCACCAGGGAUGCCAUCGACACAGCCCCAUGCCUAAAUGCGUCGUAAUGGCGAGAUUUUCCGCAGGAAGUGCGUGAACAUCCCUGUUUGAAAGAAAAAACCACCAACUCCACAGCAUCUUCACGCAGAGAUAUCUCCACAAAUGAUAUACCUCUGCAUCUUGGUGAUCCUGUGCUUGGGAUUCUGCACCUUGGCAGAUGAUCAAUUACCAACAGAAUGGCCAGAUUAUGGGCGUCAGGUGAAACCCCUCAAUACCGGGGCAGCUCGGCAGAUGUACGGAUCAGGUUCUUUGCGUCCACCGGGACCUUUACCGACGCCGCGUCCCAAACUUCCAGACGAUGGCAGUUUGCAGUCGCAUCAUCGGAUUCACGGUGUUCUCCUCACGAAGCCCCUUUCUCCACCCAGCAACUCAGCCCAGUCCAACAUUGAUCCCUCACUUCGUGGUGUGGGCUUUCCACGGCAGCCUUUCUCCAGUCCUGAUCUCUAUGGCAUCCGGGACUUUGGGCAGCGACGCGGAGAUGGGGGACGGUCGGGUCUGGGGCAUUAUGCAGGAGAAGUACAUGAAUACGUACCACCAAUGGGACAAAUCAAUGUACAGCAUGAGCACGAUGAUCUGAUGAAGCCUGCAGAUGGAGGUGACGGUGGAUCAGAGUGUCAUCUGCAGUGCGAAGAAUGGGAAUUCUUCUGUAUAGAGAGCUGCGCUUGCAUCCAUCGGGACAGUAGAUGCGACGGAUCCGUUGACUGUGACAACCAGGAAGAUGAAUUGGAGUGUGAAGAUGUCAGUGAGGAGAUUGUCCGAGAGAUCCGGACAAAAUGUGAAUCAACUGGGUUGCACAUUAUGUGUCCGCGCACUUAUACCUGCAUCGCCAAGGAAUGGCUCUGCGACGGGGACAACGACUGCGGAGAUUACUCGGAUGAGACUCACUGUGGAGCCAGGCACAACUGUUCCCAAGAUCAAUUUGAAUGCAUGAAUGGACUCUGCAUCCAACAGACGUGGGUGUGCGACGGAGAGAAUGACUGCAAGGACUCAUCGGAUGAGAUCAACUGCACCCGUUUGGCAUGUUCUCCGCAGGAGUUUCAGUGCACAGACGGAGCUUGUGUCUCCCAAUCCUUCAGAUGCGACUCCGACGUGGACUGUGCCGAUGCCAGUGAUGAAGUAAACUGUAACACCCGUUUGGCUCUCUGUCCAGAAGGAGAGUUCAGAUGUCGAGGAACGAUAGGGAGUGUUCGGAGUCUGGGAAGCACAGGAGGUCGUUGUAUCCUGCAGCGGUUCCGCUGUGACGGUGACAACGACUGUGGAGACUGGAGCGAUGAAGAAGGAUGUCCACGGAAGGUAACCAGCUGCGGAGCCAAUGAAUUCAAAUGCGACGAUGGCACCUGCAUUCCCGAUCGCUGGCACUGUGACGGUGAGCAGGAUUGUGACAGUGGGGAAGAUGAGAAAAAGUGCAGUACUGGUACCAAGGAAAUCCAUCGAACCUGUGCUGCAGACGAACACACCUGCAAGGAUGGCAGAUGCAUCCUGAAAUCCUGGCUCUGUGAUGGCAUUGCAGACUGCAAACGCGGCGAGGAUGAACUCGACUGCGAGAUUCACUGCGAAAUCGGUCAAUUCUCCUGUCCAGCUCACAGGAACUCUUCAAAUAUCAAAAUCUGCGUGAAUCAGAAGCACAUCUGCGAUGGCCAGAAUGACUGCCCUGGUGCCGAAGAUGAGCUCAACUGUCCCAAACCCCGUUCAUGUGGUCCCAAUUCAAAAUGUGAACAAGUCUGCAUUACAACAUCAACUGGAAGAGAUGAAUGCGCCUGCAGAGUGGGCUUCAUCCUCCAUGCCAACGGUUACAACUGCACGGACAUCGACGAAUGCCAGUUCUCGACGGAUCCUGUAUGUUCACAGAACUGCAUCAAUACCUACGGCUCCUUUAUGUGUUCUUGCGUAUCAGGAUAUGUCCUACGUCCGGAUUUGAGAACAUGCAAAGCUCUGGGAUCCUCCAUGAAGCUUAUCAUGGCCAACAGGGCGGAUUUGCGACAGAUCUCUUUGAACAAGAAGUACACGUCUCUCAUCAAGGGUCUCCACAAUGCCAUCGCUGUGGACUACCACCAUGCAAAAGGCCUGAUUUUCUGGACAGAUGUCUCAACGGAUGUCAUUAAAAGGGCCUACGUCAAUGGAACGGGUAUUCGGGAUGUAAUUAAAUGGGGCUUGGAGUCUCCUGGUGGACUGGCUGUAGACUGGGUGCAUGAUUUGAUCUUCUUUACUGAUUCCGGAACACGCAGAGUAGAAGUGACGACUUUCGAUGGUGCCCUAAGGGCAGUGAUUGCGGCUAAUGAUCUGGACAAACCUCGAGCAAUUGUUGUACAUCCUGGAGAGAUUCUUCUGUUCUGGUCAGACUGGGGUCCCAAUCCCAAGAUCGAACGUGCCUUCCUCGAUGGCUCUGGUCGUCAGACCAUCAUCACCGAGGGAGUCUUUUGGCCAAAUGGACUUGCCCUUGACUACACAGCAGACAGGAUUUACUGGGCUGAUGCCAAGCAUCAUGUCAUCGAGAGUUCGGCCUUCGAUGGGAGUGAUCGAAAGAAAAUCCUAAGCAAUCACUUACCGCAUCCAUUUGCACUGACAAUCUUCGAGGACUCCAUGUUCUGGACCGAUUGGCACACGAAGAGUAUCAGUACGGCUAAUAAAAUUACAGGAAAGGGAUUUAAGAUUGUCCACGAGGGUUUGCAUUUCCCCAUGGAUCUACACAGCUUCCAUCCAGCUCGUCAGCCCAACUAUUCCAGUCGAUGCCAGGCAGACAAGAAAGGCCUAAAAGGUGGCUGCAGUCAUCUUUGUCUUCCAAACAAGAACAGUCGACGAUGCUCAUGCCCAAUUGGUUUGACUCUCAAGGAGGAUCAGAGAACCUGUACUUCCGUUCCGGAUAAACUUCUCCUCAUUGCGAGGAAGAAGGAUAUCAGACUUCGACAGCUUGAACCAAAGAACGCUUCCAUUGAAGUCGACAUGGUUGUACCUCUGGAUGGACUCAAGUCUGCCGUAGCUCUGGAAUGGUGCAGUGAAUCUGACUACAUCUACUGGACAGAUGUUGGUCGUGGGAGUAUCAGCCGGGCUUUUCUCAAUGGCAGCAAUCAAGCGACAAUAAUCUCUACGAACCUGGUAACUCCCGCUGGAAUCGCUCUGGAUUGGAUCACGGAUAAAAUCUACUUUACUGAUUCGGGAACCAAUCGCAUUGAGGUGGCUUCUGUGGAUGGGAAAAAGAGAUCUCUGCUAAUCUGGCAGGGUCUCGAUAAGCCUCGAGAUAUUGUUGUGGAUCCCAUCAAUGCAAAGAUGAUGUUUUGGUCAGACUGGGGAGAGACUCCACAGAUAGAAAGGGCGGGGAUGGAUGGGAUUGGACGAGAGAGUCUGGUUACCAGUGGACUUCUCUGGCCAAAUGGAUUAUCCGUGGAAGAGAAUCGAUUGUACUUCGUAGAUGGGGGCACAAAGAUCCUUGAGUACAUCAACUUUGACGGAACUGGACGGAAGACUCUGAUAAAUUCAGGACUUCUGCAUCCUUUUGGCUUGGACAUCAUGGGCAACCGUGUCUACUGGAGCGAUUGGGAAACAUUUAGUGUGGAGUCUGCAGACAAGAGAACAGGAAGAGACCUCAAGACGAUCAUCAGCAAUACCAGUGAUUUGAUGGAUAUUAGAAUUUUCCACAGGAACAGGGAUUCCAUCUACAGUCCCUGUGGAAUAGACAACGGAGGAUGCAGUCAUUUGUGCCUCCUGAAUCCUUCGGCUCUUGGAUAUUCUUGUGCAUGUCCAAUUGGCGUCAAGCUCACGAGAGACAACCGAACUUGCAGCGAUGCCCCGAAGAACUUUGUCAUCUUUGCACAUCGAAUUGAUAUCCGACAGAUUUCCCUGGACAUGGAUUAUCAGAUUGACGUGGUGCUGCCAAUGCCUGGACUCUCUAACGUUGUAGCCAUUGACGUAGACCGCAAAACCGGAUACAUCUACUGGUCAGACAAUGUGGAGGACAUCAUUAUCCGGUCUUCAGUAGAUGGGAUGGAAAUCGAGCAUAUAAUUGACGACAGCAUCGACGGUGUAGAUGGCUUGGUGAUUGAUUCCGUAGGCAGAAAGAUCUACUGGACAGAUACUGGCAGGCAUACCAUUGAAGUGAGUGAACUCAAUGGAAGCAACAGGGCAGCACUUGUAUGGAAAGAUCUUGAUUCUCCGCGUGGUUUGGCUAUCAAUUACGAAAGUGGCCUCAUGUUUUGGACAGACUUUGGGAAUAUUCCUAGAAUUGAGAGAGCCGAAAUGGAUGGAGAACGACGAGUGAAGAUUGUUGAGUCAAAGAUUAUCUGGCCCAAUGCUCUAUCAAUUGACGAGACUGAGAAGAGGAUCUACUGGACAGAUGCUCAUCACAAUAUCAUCGAAUCAUCUGACUUUGACGGUAACUACCGAAAGGUUUUGUUGUCCGACGUGCCUCAUCCCUAUGGGAUUGCAGUGUCUGACGAUCAAGUCUACUGGACAGACUGGAAGACAAAAGCCCUCCAUGUAGCACCGAAGAACAAUCUCAACUCAAGCAGGAUGCUCGUGGAAAAACUCGAAGGAUUGAUGGAUGUGAAAGUGAUCAAGGAAGAAGUGGACGUGACUAAGAAUGCCUGCGGGGAAUUCAAUGGGAACUGUAGUCAUCUGUGUCUCCGGAAUUCUGCCUCAUUCUCCUGCAAAUGCCCCACAGGUUUGAAGAUGAAAGCUGGAAGUGAUAGGGAUUGUGAAAUUUUGCCAGAAUCGUACCUAAUCAUAGCAUCUAGGAAUGGUAUUGGUCAGAUAUCGCUCGAGUCAACGGAUUUCUUUGACGUAGUUCUGCCCAUUGAGAAUGUACACGGUGGCGUAGCCCUUGAUUAUCAUUACAACGAUUCCAGAUUGUUCUACGCUGACGUCAACAUCGACGUCAUCAAGUCGGUCAAUCUGGAGAAUCCCUCAGAAACCAGGACAAUCGUAACUGGACUCGACAUUCCCAAUGGAUUAGCAGUUGAUUGGAUAGCGAACAACAUUUUCUGGACAGAUACUGGAUUGAAAGUGGUCGAAGUGGCUAAACUCGAUGGUUCCUUCAGGAAGAUCAUCAUCAAGGACAAUCUCAAUGAUCCCCGAGCUAUGAUUGUCUAUCCCAAAUAUGGGUACAUUUUCUUUGCAGAUUGGGGAGUUCGUCCAGGACAUGCUGCCCGAAUUGAACGAUGCUACAUGGAUGGAAGUUCAAGAACCAACAUCAUUGAUUCCAAUUUAGGUUUUCCCAAUGGGCUGGCAAUAGAUUUUCAGAAGAACAAACUGUUCUGGGCAGAUGCUCUUGAGGAUAAGAUUGAAUCAGCAGAUUUCCAUGGGAAAAAUCGUCAUACCGUUGUCUCUCCAGCUGUCCAUCCAUUCGGCGUAACCCUCUACAAAGACUUUGUCUACUACACGGAUUGGUUCAACAAGAGUGUCUUCCGGGCCUCGAUGCUGACAAACUCCGGUGCAGAAGAGAUUCGUCAUGGACUCCCAGGAGCCCUGGAAAUUCGCUCAGUGGCCGCAUCGCGUCAGCCUAAGGACUACUCGCCAUGUGGCAAUGAAAAUGGAGGUUGCACACAUUUGUGUCUCUUCCGGGAGAAGUCGUACGUGUGCGCAUGUCCAGAUCGCAUGCAGGGCGAGUGUAAGACUGAGCCGCUCUUCUCCGUGCCACUGAGACAGCCAGGAGAACCCGAGGAGCCACCAGAGCCCUCGGAUGACAACGACGGCUAUGGAUUGUCUUUCGUAGUCAAAGACAGUCAUGCUCAGGCAGUUAUCAUCGCCACGGCUGUUCUCACGGUUAUUCUCGUGAUUGUUGUCAUUGCCAUCCUGGUUCUGGUGUUCAAUAGUCGCCGAAAAACUGACAAUCGCACCAGCAAUAGCGGCAACAGAUUUAUGCUCACAUUUACAAAUCCUAACUACAACGGUACUGACGGACAACACAACGGGGAGUCGUCGGUGGAGUCCUCAGCGGGCUCAUCUAAAAGGAUCUGGAAGAGACUGAAAUAUGACAGAUCAACGGAACAAGUUUACGAGGAGAAAUGCCUUGGAAACCCAGAAGCUCCAAAUACUCUGAUGCCGUCAUCUCUCAAUAAUUACUAAAAGACAAAACUACAGAAAUUGAAAACAGGUUGUUCAAGAAAUACAAGAUAAAAAACAAAAAGUUAGUGAAAAAGCUCCAAUUAAGAAAUACUUUGCACGCUUGAAUGAAAAAAAUAAAUAAAAAAGGGAAAUAGACGUAAAAAAAAUUAUGUUUAAAAGAAUUACAUGUCCUUAUAAAGAAAAAAAUGAAAAUGAAGAGAAUUAUUCAAUGAAAAACAAUAACUUGACGAGACUUAAUUGUUAAAUUUUAGAAUAUAUUUAAAAAAGGUAUUACUUUAAAUAGUAAUUGAUGAUGAAAAUGAAUUAUGAAAUGCACGGUUCCCGGACACCUAAUGAAAUAAAACAAAAUAAAAUAAAACAAAACAACUUUAAUCCAAUAAAUGGAAUAUAAAAAAAAUUUAAACAAAAAAAAAACUUCUGUGGGUAAAAAAACGGUAAGUUUUGUGGAAAAAUGAGACAUAAUUAAUUAAAUGGCGUCAUCUUUUUCAUACAGGAAAAAACAUUUUUAACCUAAUAAAUCUUUUGAGUUUCGAAGAUGUGAAGAUUUUAGGAGAGAUUUGAAUUUUUCAAACCAGAAAAAAACUAAAAGUGUUGUGUAAAAUAGUUCUUGAGAAAUUUAAAAGAAAAAAAACUAUGAUGGUGAAACAAUUCCAAGAAGUUCGUAAUAAUUACAUAAUGAAAAAGACAUAUUUUAUAUUAAACUAAAGCAUAAAGAUUGUAAAAGUUAUAAAAUUGAUAAAUGAAAAUGGAAAAGAAUCUACUUUAUUUCUUUUGUCUGACAUUCAAGCAGAAUUUAUUGAUUUGCCAUUCUUCACAUAUUCCAUUCUUUAUCUCCCUCUCUCUCUUCUAAUAUUCUAUUAGUUUUUUUUAUAAAUAUAUAUCUAUUCAACAAAAAUAUUCUGCAAAAAAUAAAUGAUCAGACAACUGUGAGAAUUAUGUGCCAAAAAUAAAACGUAGUGAAAGAUGAAAAAAAAUAGCAAAGAAUGGGAAAUUUCUAUUAUUCUUCUUUUUUUCUAAAAUAAAUAAUAGUAUCUCAAAAAGAUAUUUAGUAUAUUCUAGAUGAUGGCUCCUCUGGAAUUUACAAAAAAUAUCUCAAACAUUUUUUUUUCAGGAGGAAGUAUCUUUAAAUUUCUUUUAAUUUGCAUAACAAAUUCUUUUUUUCCAAAAUACAAAUAAGCACAUAUAGUGCGCGUUUUAGUGCAAAAAUAUAUGUCUUAUGGAUAAAUUUUCCUUUUAUUUCACAUUAAAUUUUAAUUAUCGCGAUAUUACGGGUUCGUACGGAUACAAACGAAAUGGAAUUGUAGGUGAAAAACGAUUUAAUCUGAACCCUUACAAUACUUAAAUGAACUUUUUCCUCAUAUUGCUCUCAAAUGAUGCAAAAAGAUAGGGCUAAAAGGUAAAUUUUCCACUAGAUUUAAGUAUUUAAGAUGAAAGAUAAAUUAUUUUUGUAUUUUUUGCAUGCUAAAAUUUUAAUUUAAAACAAAAAAAAAAUCAAAGUUUUUAUACCUCAGUGCUAGACAAAGAAAGACUCAAACAAGUCUUUUAGAAAAUUCUCGGAGACAGAGAAUAAUUUUUAAUGCAAGGGAAAACUCACUGAUGCAUUGUAAGGGUUUAAGGAAUUUAAAAAAAAAAAUAAAAAAAUAAAAUUACCUCAGAACGACAUGAUGAUUGAGAAGAAGAAAACUUUUUUUAAACAUUAAAAAAUAUUCUUUAUGUAGUGUUAUUUUCCUCAAAAAAGAGAAAUCGAAGAAAAUCACGGGGUUAGUAGCUUAAAAAGGUGAAAUAUUUAGAAAGAGAGACUUCCAAAAAAAAAACAAACUUUUUUUUAUAUAAUUACAAACAUUGUAAUAACUGAACAAAGGCGAUAAUGGAUAGGUUUGGCUGGAGAUCCGGUAUGCACGAGGUAUUAUGAUGUUUCCAUUAUAUAAAAAGUGACACAUAAUAAUUUUAGACGUUUAUUCAUUAUGAAGGAUGAGAGAAACGAAGGAGGUAAAUGAUCCAUUUACAAAAAGGGAUUUAAAAAAAAAAGAAUUAUUUUAAAAAGAAAAUUAAAAGAAACACCUGUGUGAAAGCCUCCCACACAUUUUAUUAUUAUAUUUAUUGUAUGAUGAAAUUGAAUAAAUAAAUGUAUAAAUGUUGAAA